Lolium rigidum is the source of this 1864-nucleotide messenger RNA. Its product is annotated as endoglucanase 7-like. The record is from RefSeq and is a predicted model, not a curated record. The transcript has 4 exons. Lineage: Eukaryota; Viridiplantae; Streptophyta; Magnoliopsida; Poales; Poaceae. Gene Ontology annotation, molecular function: hydrolase activity, hydrolyzing O-glycosyl compounds. Gene Ontology annotation, biological process: carbohydrate metabolic process. The coding region runs from base 27 to 1643 and encodes 538 amino acids.
CAAGCAUAGGAUCUUCUUCUUCCACAAUGAGAUCAGGCGGCACCACAUGGCUCCGCGCCGCCGUGCUCCUGCUCCUCCUGGUGUCAUCCUCGGCGGUGGCGGCGGAGGGGACCAAGAUCGGCAGCAAGGCGCACAACUACGAGGAGGCGCUGCGAAAGAGCCUGCUCUACUUCGAGGCGCAGCGUUCUGGCCGCCUCCCGCACGGGCAGCGCGUGCCGUGGCGCGACCACUCGGGCCUCACCGACGGGCUGGAGCAGGGCGUCGACCUCGUCGGCGGCUACUACGACGCCGGGGACCACGUCAAGUUCGGCCUGCCCAUGGCCUUCACCGUCACCAUGCUCUCCUGGAGCCUCGUCGAGUACGGCGCCGACGUCGCGGCGGCCGGGGAGCUCGCGCACGCGCUCGAGGCCAUCAAGUGGGGCGCCGACUACUUCGUCAAGGCGCACACCAAGCCCGACGAGCUCUGGGCAGAGGUGGGCGACGGCGACACGGAUCACUACUGCUGGCAGCGGCCGGAGGACAUGACGACGUCGCGGCAGGCGUACAAGGUCGACCGCGAGAACCCGGGGUCCGACGUCGCCGGCGAGACCGCCGCCGCCCUAGCCGCAGCGUCCAUGGUCUUCCGCGACUCCAACCCGCACUACGCCCACCUCCUCCUGCACCACGCCCAACAGCUGUUCGAGUUCGCCGACAAGUACAGGGGCAAAUACGACAGCAGCAUCGCGGAGGUGAAGAGCUACUACGCGUCGGUGAGCGGCUACAAGGACGAGCUCCUCUGGGCCGCCCUCUGGCUCCACCGCGCCACCGGCAGGGCCGACUACCUCGACUACGUCGUCGACAACGCGCACGACUUCGGCGGCACCGGCUGGGCCAUCACCGAGUUCAGCUGGGACGUCAAAUACGCCGGCGUCCAGAUCCUCGCCGCUAGACUGCUGCUGAGAGGGGAGCACACGGCGGCGCAGAAGGAGACGCUGGAGCGGUACCAGGCCAAGGCGGAGCAUUACGUGUGCGCAUGCCUCGGCCGCAACCGCAACACUGACGACGACGAUGAAUCCAGCAACAACGUGGAGCGGAGCCCCGGCGGGAUGCUCUACAUCCGGCAGUGGAACAACAUGCAGUACGUGACCAACGCGGCGUUCCUCCUCUCGGCCUACGCCGACUACCUCUCCGACGCCGGCGUGGCCACCGUCACCUGCGCCGGCGGCCUCACCGCCGACGCCGGCGAGGUAGCCGCGCUCGCGAGGCAGCAGGUGGACUACGUGCUGGGCGACAACCCCAGGGGCGUCAGCUACCUCGUCGGGUACGGCGCCAAGUACCCCGCCAGGGUGCACCACCGCGCCGCCUCCAUCGUGCCGUACAAGCACAGCAAGCAGUUCAUCGGCUGCACGCAGGGCUUCGACCACUGGUUCGGCCGCCGGAGUUCCAACCCCAACGUCCUCGUCGGCGCCAUCGUCGGCGGGCCGGAUCGGAAGGAUAGGUUCAGGGACGACAGGGAGAACUACAUGCAGACGGAGGCCUGCACCUACAACACCGCGCCCAUGGUCGGCAUGUUCGCCAAGUAUAACAAGAUGGCCCGGGAUGAGAGGGAGCAGAGACUGGCGACGGCCAGAAGUCCGGUCACGUCCGCUGCGGCCGAGGUGUAAAUAAAUACUCCGUAGAAGAUAGGCUAUAGAUCGAGGCGGGGCUGUACAAUUUUCCCCAUUCUUUGGUUCAAUUUUUCUUCUUCUUUGGAGUUCUUUAUACACAGGAUGAAAAUUAGUUUUAGUACACGAAGAAAAAAAGGUGGGAGGCAUUGGCAUGCAAAUGUAAAUUCACUGCAAGUACAUAUGAGAGAAAGAAAAAAUUCCAGUUAUCUGUGAUUCUA